This is a messenger RNA of Capsicum annuum, 1244 nucleotides long. RefSeq lists its product as uncharacterized. Gene Ontology annotation, cellular component: chloroplast. Gene Ontology annotation, molecular function: N-acetyltransferase activity. The record is from RefSeq and is a predicted model, not a curated record. NCBI's taxonomy places the organism in Eukaryota, Viridiplantae, Streptophyta, Magnoliopsida, Solanales, Solanaceae. The coding region runs from base 249 to 1058 and encodes 269 amino acids. Gene Ontology annotation, biological process: N-terminal protein amino acid acetylation. The transcript is spliced from 3 exons.
AAUUGAAGAUUGAGACUCUCCGCACAUUUUUCUUUUGCUUACCAUUAUAACAACCCAAUUACAAAAGAAAUCCCAUUAAAAAGUAAAGAAAACCAGACCUUUUCUCACUUUUCCUUCCACUCUUCUUAUUCUCUUCUUUUCAAACGACAGAAAGAGAGCAGGGAAGAGACAAGUGUUUUGACUUUCUCCAUUUGCUGGGGGGAAGAAAAUAGAGAGACAAAGGUUGUGUGUACAUAAAAUAGCAAGAAAUGUGGGGCGUGCCACUUGGAGGGACAACAUGUGUAAUUGGUAAUAGUCUGAAUCUGGAGCUCAAGAUCCCAUUUCGCUUUCCUGUUUCCAGUUUCAGGGCUUCUCCCAAAUCAUUCUGUUCUCUCCCUGCAUCAGGUUUAUGUAGGGCCAGUCAAGUUGCUGAGUUUUUUCCUACUAUAUCACCUGAGGUUUAUGUUAGGGAGGCCAGGGUAGAAGACUGCUGGGAAGUGGCUGAGACUCACUGCAGCUCCUUCUUCCCUGAAUACUCUUUCCCUCUAGAUUUUGUUUUGAGAAUUGACAGGCUGAUAGCAAUGCUUUUUGGAUUCUCCAUUCCAAAUGGAUGCCAGCGAACUUGUCUUGUUGCUGUUGUUGGCAGCAAAGAUGAAGAGGCUUGCUUAUUAAGUACAGAAGAGCUCAAACUUGGAGAAUUUGAUGGACGAUUAAGUCUCAACAAGGGUUAUGUGACUGGAAUAUUGACUGUGGAUACUGUAGCUGAUUUCCUUCCGAGAAAAGGACCAUUGCGGCAGAGGAGGAAAGGGAUUGCGUAUAUAUCAAAUGUUGCAGUACGGAAAGGAUACCGUCGAAAAGGCAUAGCAAAAAAACUCAUAUUGAAAGCGGAGGCACAAGCCAGAAGCUGGGGAUGCCGUGCAAUUGCUUUACAUUGUGACACUAGCAACCCCGGAGCCACAAAAUUGUAUAUAGGACAAGGCUUCAGAAUCAUCAAAGUGCCAGAAGGAGCAAACUGGCCUCAACCCAAGACUUCCCCAAAUGUCCAGUUCGGCUUCUUGAUGAAACUGCUGGAUAUAUAAGACAGUUUAGUGAACAACUGGGUGUGUGGUACUUGUAUAUAUGUACUUGUGAAAUUAAAGGGAAUAAGCCAUAGCUGUAAUUAUUGUUUAGCCUAGUUAACAUUUCUCCUUCAGAAGUUUCAGUUGUGUACUAAGUCUGGAUGCUUGCCAUGCCAAUAAUACUUGGUUUCAUAGAUUUCUGAUAAA